UCUUACUUGAAUCCGAUGCCCUCACCAUGCUCCGCCGCCGCCGAGGCAUUCGUAGCGUAGGAAAGGCCUGGAGGCGGCAUCUCUCUUUCAAAAUCCAUUUACUCGUCAAUAUUGCUUUGCUUUGAUCGCAGAGAUUAGAAUCUCGGUGUCGAAGCGCGAAUUAUAGGUUUGAUAAGGUCACGAUUUUGCUCGAAAUGGGCGGCGCAGAAAGCGAAGGGCAGAGGGAAAACCUCGACGCUAUUCGUUCCGUCGUCUUUAAAGAAUCCGAAACCCUGGACGUGAUGAGGUUUAAGAAGAUCUCUGGCUAUGAUUUCAAUCGCGGUGUUGAUUUCAGACGGCUCAUAGAUUCCAUGGUUUUCACUGGUUUCCAGGCAUCGAACCUUGGAGACGCCGUCGAAGUCGUCAAUCAGAUGUUAGAUUGGAGGCUUUCCCAUGAGAAACCAACAGAAGAUUGCACUGAAGAAGAGUUGGAUCCUGCAUACAGAGAGUCUGUCAGAUGCAAAAUCUUUCUGGGCUUUACAUCGAAUCUAGUUUCAUCAGGUGUUCGGGAUAUCAUCCGGUUUCUUGUGGAGCAUAGAAUGGUGGAUGUUGUGGUUACAACUGCUGGUGGCAUAGAAGAGGACCUUAUAAAGUGUCUUGCACCGACAUACAGAGGUGAUUUUUCUUUACCUGGGGCGUAUCUUCGCUCUAAAGGAUUGAAUCGAAUUGGGAACCUGUUGGUUCCUAAUGAUAAUUACUGCAAAUUUGAGAAUUGGAUCAAUCCAAUUCUUGACCAAAUGCUAGAAGAACAAUUGAUGAAGAAUGUGGAUUGGACGCCGUCAAAAGUGAUUUCGCGCUUGGGAAAAGAAAUAAAUGAUGAAAGUUCGUACUUGUAUUGGGCAUAUAAGAAUCGCAUACCGGUCUUCUGCCCGGGAUUAACUGAUGGAUCUCUUGGAGAUAUGCUGUACUGUCAUGCAAUAAGAAGUGGUGGUUUGCAUAUAGACAUUGUUCAAGAUAUACGAUCCAUGAAUGGGGAAGCUGUUCAUGCUGGUAUUAGGAAGACUGGAAUGAUUAUUCUUGGCGGUGGACUUCCAAAACACCAUAUUUGUAAUGCCAACAUGAUGCGUAAUGGUUCAGAUUAUGCUGUUUUCAUUAACACCGCACAGGAGUUUGAUGGAAGUGAUUCAGGAGCCCAGCCCGAUGAAGCUGUUUCAUGGGGGAAAAUAAGAGGUUCUGCUAAAACUGUCAAAGUACACUGCGAUGCAACCAUUGCUUUCCCCUUGCUUGUUGCUGCAACAUUUGCAAGAAGGUUUGAGGAUACUUCUGCUACUGCCACCAAUAACUAGCUAGAUGAAACCACCGAGGUUAUAACUUCCCUAUGACUUCGUUUGGGACGGCUUUUUUAGUGCUUCUUGAAAAAGCUUUUUAAUAUAAAAUUUUUAAUUUUUAUGCUAAAAAAUUUAUUCAAGAAACAGUAAAGAAGUUAUCCCAAAUGAAGCCUAAAUUAAGCUUUCCUCGUCGUAUAUGUUCUUAUUUGUGACUUUGGCUAACAUUUUUAGUUAUAAGUGGCACUGUAGUGUGCCUGUUGUAGCUUUUGAGGCAGAGCUUUCAGGUGAUGGGUUGUUGAAUUAGUAUAAAACAAAACCCUUAAUUUAUCAUCUUUUGAAUGAUUGUAUUAUCAGUAUUAACAUUCUCUUUUGGUGGGAAGUGGCAACUUGUAUUGUAUAUUUAUUACUGGAUAUCUAACUCCUUGAGAUA
Molecule: messenger RNA, 1737 nt
Organism: Dendrobium catenatum
Lineage: Eukaryota; Viridiplantae; Streptophyta; Magnoliopsida; Asparagales; Orchidaceae
Product: deoxyhypusine synthase
Exons: 7
Coding region: 195-1325 (376 amino acids)
Biological process (GO): peptidyl-hypusine biosynthetic process
Cellular component (GO): cytoplasm
Molecular function (GO): deoxyhypusine synthase activity
Source: RefSeq, a predicted model, not a curated record